UUUGUCCCCUUCCUGUUCCUCGUGAAGUCGAAGAGAAGGUGACGUUAGCUACUGCUCCUUCAUUGCCGUCAGUCGGUGAUUGCCCUUUCUCGAGAAUCCUCCUUCAUACCACCGUCCUCCUAACCACCCCUCACACCCUAUCCCGUCCGUCUCGCCUCACCCCAUUCCACUUCGUCCCAACCACCCCCUCUGCUUUCUUUCAUUCAGUGCGCUUUUUCUUUCUUGCUCAUUACAUAAGUUGUCAAAAUGUCAGAGAAGCAGACCGGAACGGUCUCUGACCGAUCGACCAGUGGUUCAAUUCCGCCUGAAGUGGGUAAUAACUCGAACGUGGAUAUCGCCUUAACCUAUGUUAGAAACGUGGGCGCCGGAGGCGGACAUGUCGGCCAGAAGGAAUUGGUACGGAAGAUCGAUUGGAGGAUCGUCCCAAUUAUGUUCGCCUGUUACACUAUGCAGUUUCUUGAUAAAGUUCUCAUCAACUAUGCUGCAGUUAUGGGUAUGCCGAAAGACCUCAAGCUGAAGGGAAAUGAUCUUACAUGGGCUGCCACUUCAUUCUUUGUUGCGUAUCUUGUUGCAGAAAUUCCUACUGGCUACCUCUUGCAGAAAAUGCCGGCCGGAAAGUAUCUUGGGGCGAAUGUAGUUCUUUGGGGUAUCGUAACUGUCUGCACAGCUGCCACAAAUAGCUUCACUGGCUUCGUCGUGGCAAGAGUGUUCCUGGGUAUAUUCGAGGCUGCUAUUGCUCCAUGCCUUACUAUUAUCACUGGAAUGUGGUACACUACCUCUGAGCAACCGCCUCGCUUUGCUUUCUGGUACUGCGGUUUGGGUAUAGGUCAAAUCGUUGGUGGUCUCGUCUCGUACGGCUUUCAGCAAAUCAAGGGGGAAUCAUUGGAGGGAUGGCGAGUCAUGUUUAUCGUCCUUGGGCUUGUUACAAUCCUCAUUGGGUCUGUGACAUACCUCUUCUUGCCAGAUACUCCAAUGACGGCCUCGUUCCUCACGAAGGAAGAGAAAGUCGUAGCCAUCAACCGCAUCGCCGAUAACCAGACCGGUAUUGAAAACCGUACCUUCAAGUGGUCCCAGAUCAAGGAAUUGGCCAUGGACGUGCAAAUCUACCUCAUAGGCCUAGUGAUCCUUUUGGCCUCGAUCUCAAGUGGUGUCAUCACAACCUACUCUUCAACCCUCAUCCGCAACUUCGGCUACACCCCUCCGAUUGCCGCUCUUCUCAAUAUGCCAUCCGGAGUUGUCUCCCUCGCUGUAACCAUCCUUUCCGGUGUAGCGGUGGGUAAGGCCUCAAACAGAUGGCUUUGGAUCGCUGGACUUGCAAUACCAGGGGCCAUCGGGGGUGGCCUCAUGUCUUUCUUGCCAAAGAGCAACCGCGCAGGUCUCCUCGUGGGAAUUUACCUCGUCAAUUCGAUCGUCUCUGUGCUGAUCAUUGUCUACAACUGGUUAUCGGCAAACAUCGCGGGUCACACUAAGCGCACGGUGGCAAUGUCCUUAGUCUCUGGCUCAUUUUCAAUCGGGAACAUCAUUGGCCCGCAGACAUUCCAAGCGAGGGACGCUCCAAACUUUUAUCCCGCCAAGAUUGCUGUUUUGGCAACUCAAGCCAGCGCCGCUCUCGCGGCGAUCGUGUUGAGGUUAUAUUACGGAUGGCAGAACUCUAAGAGGGAGAAGCGCUCUGAGAUUCCACACAGUCUUCCGGAGGAUUACAAGUGGUUGAAUUUGACCGACAAGGAAAACCCCAACUUUAGAUAUGUCUAUUAG
This is a messenger RNA of Tuber melanosporum (Perigord truffle), 1755 nucleotides long. RefSeq lists its product as uncharacterized. Gene Ontology annotation, cellular component: membrane. The coding region runs from base 247 to 1755 and encodes 502 amino acids. Gene Ontology annotation, molecular function: transmembrane transporter activity. Gene Ontology annotation, biological process: transmembrane transport. NCBI's taxonomy places the organism in Eukaryota, Fungi, Ascomycota, Pezizomycetes, Pezizales, Tuberaceae. The record is from RefSeq and is a predicted model, not a curated record. The transcript has 10 exons.